This is a messenger RNA of Orussus abietinus, 5580 nucleotides long. Its product is annotated as transcription factor GATA-3. Gene Ontology annotation, biological process: negative regulation of transcription by RNA polymerase II; positive regulation of transcription by RNA polymerase II; cell fate commitment. Bases 319 to 2205 code for a protein of 628 amino acids. The record is from RefSeq and is a predicted model, not a curated record. Lineage: Eukaryota; Metazoa; Arthropoda; Insecta; Hymenoptera; Orussidae. The transcript is spliced from 8 exons. Gene Ontology annotation, molecular function: RNA polymerase II cis-regulatory region sequence-specific DNA binding; zinc ion binding; DNA-binding transcription factor activity, RNA polymerase II-specific.
CUCGGCGACGCUCCCGCGCCUUCGCCUUAUCCGCCCCGGAUCGGCGACGAGCAGCGAUAAGAGCGAUCGUCGCGGAGUCCCUCGCGGCUUCGAGGUCGCGGCCUGCCUUACCGACCGGGGAAGCGGACCCUCGGGAGGAGAGGACGUGCCCUAUGAGCCCGCUGAGCGAGGAAGCGCCGGUCUUCGGGGAGCCUUCUCAAGGAUCCUAAGGUCUCUCCCGGUCUCCUCCCCCCCGCUGCAGUCCUGACUUCCCUGUUCUUCUCCUCGCUCCCGGCCGGCCCCGCGCUGCGAGAAAAGGCCCCAAACAUUCUCGACAUCAUGGACAUGAGCAGCGAGUCGAGCGCGGCGAGGUGGUACGAGCCCCCGCGGGCCUCCCUCGAGCCGCCGUCGGGGGCGGGUGGCGCUGGCGUCGCGGGCGUUGCAACCACCCCCGACUACCGGGGCUACUACCCCCACGCUGCACCCACCCCCCAUCACCCCGCCGCGGCUGCACACUACGCCCACAGUCGGAUGUCCGGAAGCGGCGUGUCGAGCGGGCCGGUGAGCCAGGUCUGCAGGCCACACUUCCACAGCUCGGUGCUGCACCCGUGGCUGUCGGGGACGACCGCGGACGCGUCGAAGCCCUGGGGCUUCCCGGCGACGGCGGCGUCGACGGGGUCGGCCUCGGGGACGGAGGAGAAGCCGCAGAGCCCGCUGGGCUCGUCGCUGCCCCCGACGUCAGGGAGCCUCUCGAGCCACGCGGGGGCCGGGGGCGGCCACCACCUGUUCUCGUUCCCGCCGACGCCGCCUAAGGACGCGACGCCGGACAGCAUCACGACGAGCACGACGUCGAGCUCCAACAACGCGAACAACGGGGCCAGCGGGGCGAGCGGGGCGGCGGGCGGAGGCCCCCAGGGGGGCGGCCUGGGCCUCGGGGGCGGCGGCGGGGGCGGCAGCAGCGAGUACCAGGCGGCGGUGGCGCACGCCGCCGUGAUGGGCGCCUUCAUGCACCACCAGGACGCCCUGGGGGCGGCCGCCGGCGGGUCCUGCGACGUCAAGCCCUCCGUGAUGCUGGGACACCACCACGGGGCGCCUUCGCCGCCCCACCAGCACAACGGCACCAACGCCUCCGGCCAGGUGAAGCCGCGCGAAGGUAAUAACCAGUCGGGCCAGACGGCGGCGGCGGCGGCGAGCCAGCAGGCGACGGCCAACCAGCAACAGCAGGAGUACCAGGGCCAGGGUGCCAACUCACCCCGGGACGCGUACGCGUCCCACCACACGCCCGCCUCCCAGUACGACCCCACCGCCGCGUACAACGUCUACCAGCACCUCCAGUACCCCGGCCACCACUCCCACAAUCCCCAUAACGGACCCACCCUCUUUGCCGGGGCACACCACGCGCCCACCCCCGGCCUCACCGGGGUCGCCCCCGACGCCAAACUCCUUGGCUCCCACGGGAACACCCCGAGCUCGCCCGGCUCCCAGCAGCAGCAGCAGCAAAAGCCCAGGAACAAGUCCAAAACGUCCGCCGAGGGUCGCGAGUGCGUCAAUUGCGGAGCAACCUCGACACCCCUUUGGCGACGAGAUGGCACCGGACAUUAUCUCUGCAACGCUUGCGGACUCUAUUACAAGAUGAACGGCCAGAAUCGACCCCUCAUCAAGCCGAAACGACGCCUGAGUGCUGCCAGAAGGGCGGGCACGAGCUGCGCAAAUUGCAAGACGGCGACGACCACCCUCUGGAGAAGGAACCAAGCCGGCGAACCUGUAUGCAACGCUUGCGGCCUUUACUACAAGCUUCAUAACGUAAACCGGCCAUUGACGAUGAAGAAAGAGGGCAUCCAGACGAGGAACCGAAAACUCUCGUCGAAGAGCAAAAAGAAGAAGACUGGAGGCUGUUUGGGGCUCGGAGGUGUCAUGGGCGACAUGAUGAAAGCUGGUGCACAUCUUGACUUGGACAACAAACCUUUCCACUCUGGCUUCGGCUCGCCCAUGGGGACUUCCCAGCAUCAUCACACGAUGCAUCCGGCGAUGCAACAUUACAUGUACCACACGGGGGUUGGUGUCACCGGUGGUCUUCAUCAGGGAUUCGCACCCCCUCCGGCGCCUCCACCUAUUCAUCCCCAUUCGCACUCGCAUUCGCAUUCGCAUCACAUGGCGAGUCUUCAGGGUCUCCAGCUCGCUGCGACGACGAACGCCAUGACCGGCUGGCGAUCGGAAUACACAUGAAUUGCGAGCGAGGAGCAGCUCAGGACGCAGCCCACCAUUCUGACAUAAACUUAUAAUUUCGCAUGCAGUACAUAUGCAGUUUGAGAGGGUAUACACACAUACACACACUUAGCGCGGCGAGCGAGCGAGCGCGCAGGUGGAGAGCCGCGGAUGAUUCUUUCUGUACAUAUGUAAAGAAGUAUAUAUAGGGCCAUCGAGCCCCGGCCCCAAGUACAAACGAAGUCAGCUGUCGUGUCGAGUCUUGAUAUCUGUAAAUAUACCGUAGUAUCUCGAGGAGAUCUCGCCUGAGUGGGAAAACGGGAGCGAGAAAAGCGCCCACUUCGCUCGGAGGUCCGCCGCGGCGGGUCGGAAAACGCGGCCGCGCGUUUCUCGGUUAAUUCCGUAAAAGCGUAGCCGAAUAGCCCGACCAAAGGCGAGAAAAAAAGCCCGGAGGAAAAUGGAAAAUGAGGGAAGACGGAUAAAAAAGAAAGAAAAUACGAAAGGCCACUCGGCGCCACAGGAUGCUGGAGGACUCGCGAUUCCUCGAUCGCGCCUCUUAGUCAUUUCCGCACCCCGUUUCGGCGGUACUUCUUAUCACUUCCUCCCACGCUCGUGGAUUCCCAAAUUGCGGACGCGAGGAUAAAACCCGGAGGGUCCAAGACGAGACUUCGGAUCCUUUCCGAAGGGGGUAUGAAACCCCGCGUAGGAAUGCGUCUCCUGCGCUCAGAGAAAUUACCCCGAUUAAUAAUUCAUUAAGAUUUCCUGAGAAUGAGGACUUCGCCAAUAUGGCCGACCAAAUCGUCGUAUUUAUUUGGUCGUCUCGUAGCUACGGGACUAACUCCUCGAAAUUCGUACGUUUAGGGGUUAAGGGUGAAAUUAAUGGGCGAAGGAAAAGAUGAUAAGUGUUCUCUGAGCGUGGCCUCCCCUUAGUUUCGAAAUUAACCCUCGUUUCUCAUUCUCCGCGCCGCGGCCACCUCCGAGGACGGACCCUAAAGUAGACCACUAAUUGAAAAUAUCGUGCAAUUUAAACGUAAUUACGGAGAUUUAUGUGCGCACACGAUCGGCCGGUCUUUCCUUCGGGGUUUCACCGGGCGGGUUCGGGUCGAUUCGGACGAUUUUCUUUUUUCCUCGAUUUUUCGCCGAUUUUAGCAUUUUUCAUAUCCCGCCGUUUUGGGGCCCGCGACUCCUCCGCGCUGUGUGACAGUACCUUAAGCGUCGUUCUCGCCGAUUUGGCUCGAAGCUAGUUUCGUUCUUUAAAUCUAAGCUUGCAUUUCCUCCUUCCUUUAACUCGAGCUGAAAAUGGCGGAGCCGAUUUUUAAGGAUGCGUAUCGACCUCGACCCGUCCGCCGGAAUCUUUGCACUUGGAGAGAAGCUUAGAAGCGAGUUUUGCAUGUUGCUGCCUCCGCAAAGUAUUCGGAUUCUCGAUCAAAUUUAAUACUGAAUUACGGCCAAUCGUUGUUGGAUUUUACCAAACGGGUCACCAGGUAUUCUGGAAUCCUUUCCCCUUAGAAAAUCAAACAUACGACAGGCUCAAACCAUUUUUCCACAAUUAACUAUUCAGUCAGAUUUCUGUAAAAUUUCGGAAUCAGAUUUAUUCCCCCACGUGUUCUACUCGCGCAAACUGAAAGUACAGAAGUGAACUGAGAUUUUCUCUCCUGCACUUUCGGGGCCGCGGUCCAAAAAAUUGAGGAAUGAUCCAAAAUCCAAAGCUGGAUACAUUUUCCAUGAUAAUUACAUUGGACUUCUUUUGAGGGUCGGGAAGGAUCUAAAGGAUCCAUGGUGCAGACAUAGACGUAGGAUAUAUGGAGCCUGCGAAAAAAUGUCCUUUUCUCGUAAAAGCUGAAAAAAGGAAACGAAGCGAAUAGUCGGGUUAUUAUUUAUUUCUCUCUUCCUUGCUGUUAAAAAGUUCGCCAUAUUAGGUUGCGCAACUGUUUAAGGUAAAAGGAGAGAGAAAAGCCGAGAAAUUAAUUUUCUCUCAUCUAUUUCUCCCUUCGUGGCCAAAAUCAGUAUCCAUACAUCCUCCGUCCACGUGUGCAGACCGCCCCUUGUUCGGUGAUCUGUACUUAAAAAAUCCGUCGGUUUUUCUUCUUCUUUUUUUUAUGUUUCUUCCUUCUCUCGCGAAAUCUGAGAAUUCAAGAAACGCAAAAUUCGACUUCGAUCUCGAGCCGAGGAAUCGGCCGUCGAUCGUGGACGCUUCGUGUGUUGUACCGGUUAGCGAUAAGAGAGUUCAUAAAUUAUAUUUCCGAGUGUGCGUCAGCGAUUGCCAUUGCCGAUCGUUGCCGCUGCGCGCGCACACACACCCACACACACAUACGAAACACACGUAUACACGCAAAAUCCCACAGACACCUAUUCCUACACACACAGAGAGACAUAAAGACACACGUCCACACAAAUGUAGCGGUACUUAGUCAAAUAACACAGUCACGCGUACCCAUGGAAUAAAUACACGCGCACGCGCGUGCAAAAUGUAGAGAGAGAGAGAGAGAGAGAUAAGGAGCGAGAGAAAGUGAGAGAGAGAGAGAGAGAAAGUGGAGGAACACGGAGGUGUAAGGGCAACUAUACACGUGUAAAUUUUGUAUCUUUCAAGAUUGUGUAUCGUUAUCGUAACAUUAUGCGUAAUGGUAAUCUUACCCUCGAGGAUAAGUGAUUGUGCAUAAAUUUAGCGACUAGAUACUGAGAAAAUACACUUACUAGGUAGUCGAAGAAGUAUGGGAGUGCGAGUGAGACCGAUAGACGGGGGCGAGGGCGGGAGCAAGAGAGACGGAGAUACGCGCGUUAUCACGAGGGGACCGUGAGAGGGAGAGAAAGAGAGACGGGGGACUUCUUGAGGGCACUUGUGAUUUUUUAACAGAAAAGGCUCACGGGAAGGAUCCUCUCGUGUGAUUACGAAUUAAUCGUCGGGAUUCUCUGUGGCUCGCGGUGAAUUUAGCGCGACUACCCGCCCCGUAAUCAGUGGCGCUGAUAACCGGGGCGCGGGGGUCGCGGAAACCCGGCGAGAGAGCAGUUGCGAUUUUCCGGAAGACUGACGUGCUGGAAUUUUCGAAAAUCGCAAACACUACUUUUUGUCACACACAUGGACGCCUUCGGCGGGGGGCGGGGCGCCGACACACGCAGGAUUAUUACACGGACAGAGACACCGAGAGAUUUGAUAUAAAACCUAUAUAUAUAAAUAUUCUAUAUAGUAUUACUAGGGAGUAGUGUGUAGACUGUAAAAUAUGAUUUCCAUGCGAGUGCGAGCGAGAGCGAGAAAGCCAGCGAGAGAGACGAGCCGAGGUUUCAUGCAAUAGGAGCGAGCGAGAUAGGCGUAUCUAGAUUGCGACGGUGUAAAUGAAUGUAAGAUAUUAUUGUAAAAACGAGAAGUUUUAACUUAAAAUAAAUUAAAUGAUAAAUCCA